Penicillium canescens is the source of this 363-nucleotide messenger RNA. RefSeq lists its product as uncharacterized. The transcript has a single exon. The record is from RefSeq and is a predicted model, not a curated record. The coding region runs from base 1 to 363 and encodes 120 amino acids. Lineage: Eukaryota; Fungi; Ascomycota; Eurotiomycetes; Eurotiales; Aspergillaceae.
AUGCCAAUGGGUAUGCUCAUUCAAGACGGUCAGAAUAUCUGGGAAACCGAUCAAUGGGACCAGCUUUCUUGCUGGGUCAACGUCAAAUUCGACCAGGAUGACUACUCGUGGAGCGAUGAACAACUGUUUGAUAUUGUGAUUGGUCGUAUUCGAUCCGGAAAGGCUUCUAUCAGCUCUGAGGCCUUGCACCAUAAGAAGUCAUGCUGUCUUUCGUUGCGAGUCCCUAUGUCUUCCUAUGACACAGGUGAAAGUAUUGCUUUUGCUGCUAUGCAGUUCGCAAAAGGGUACCAGGAGCAAUGCCGCAUUGGGAAGACCCGACUCGAUAGGAUCUAUCUUUUCCGCUGGUUGAAUGAACAGAGGUAA